ACAACAGCAACAAGAAGCACCCAUAUGAUAAAAAAAAUAUUUAUUAAAAAAAUUUAAAAAAAGUUGCAAAAAUAGAUAUCUGCUAGCAUUAUGUCUAGGACCCUGGAAUUUUGGUCGCAUGUCGUGAGUUCAUCGAGAAUUUUGAACUGCCAGGCGGUGGAGUCGAUUCUGAGCAGAUGCUACACAAAGAAAGCUAGAAAUGAUGGCUGUAGUAGAGCUCAUGUAGACAUCCCACCUCCCGUUGACCCUAACUGUCCACAACCUUGUGAAAGACGGAAAAAGAAAAAGGAAGGUAUAUUACAUAAGAUCAAACUGAAGGUCAUUGAGGGUGGAACUAAUUUUGGAACGCCGUUUCGUCGCCUUGAAUGCAAAGCGGUUUGUACUGAGAAGGAACCUCCACCGAAAGCGUUACCGGAACCGAAGAAGAAACACCCUCCAAUGCCGGAGCCUCGGCCUGGUGUCCAGGUAUCAGUGCUUGGUGCCGAUACGGCUAUAGGACAGUACUUGGCUCUGCUUCUGAAGCAGUGCUCAUGCAUUAAAAAGUUACGUCUCUAUGAAGCGAAAGAUUCUCAGGGUUGCACCCGGGACUUGUGCUCCGUAGUGCAAGAUCUUCAGCAUAUCAACACAAAUUGUCUAGUACAGGCAUUCAGCUGUGCCUGUUACGAACUCGAACGAUGUUUACAGAACUCAGACAUAGUACUGAUACUAGAAAGUGGCUACCUUAAUGUGGAUAUGCCAUUCGAGAAGAGAUUCCUCUACCAAGCGCCGAUAGUGAAGUGCUAUGCGGACGCUAUCGCCAACGAGUGUCCCAAGGCGUUCAUUAUUGUUGGUGCCACGCCGAUUGACUGCAUGGUGCCUUUGAUCGCUGAGACAUUGAAAGAAACAGGCUGGUAUGAUCCAAACAAAUUGCUUGGCUCGUUAGCGGUACCAGAGAUGCGCGCGAGUACUCUCGCCGCGCGCGCCCUCUGCCUGGAACCACGGUACACUAGAGUACCAUGUGUGGGAGGCACAGAAGGAGAUACACUUGUGCCUUUAUUCUCUAAGGCUGUUGAGUACUUCGAUUUUGCUCAGCAUAAUGCUGAAAUGAUGACGGAAGCGGUAAGGAAUGCGCCAGUGGGGGUGUCCAGAUGUGAUGGACCCUGCCAGAGGGCCGGGGAUCUCAGUGAGGCCCAUGCACUCGCUGGCCUGGUGACCUCCGUGGCGCAUGCACUCUUGUGCCAUGACAUUCCAAGAGUGACGGGUUUCGUUGAGACCGACCUUGGACAAGUUAUAUCCCCUGCCAGAUACCUUGCUUCGGACGUACUUCUGGGCCAUAAAGGAAUAUGCAAGAGGCUGAGCUUUCCGCCCAAAUUAAGUUCUUAUGAGAUGAACUUACUGGAUGUGUCCCUAUCGGAAGUAAUAUGUCACUAUAAUAGGGCAAUGGAAUGGUAUCAAUGUAACUUAGAAAAUGCAACCGCCGGUAUGGCAAUGCAGAAGGAAUUCCAUACACCAACAUCUUAUGAACGCAUCCAAGAUUGUGCUAUGUUUUGUACAUAAUAAGUUAAAAAAUAAGCACGUAUGACUAGGGUCUUGUUAGUUCUGUAAAUGUCUAUCGUGUAACGACUGCGUCCAAAAUUGCCGGUAAUUCACGAAUAUUUUCUAUAAAACAACAUAAUUCAUGAGUUUGUUGUUGCUGUCUGAGAAAAGCAUUUUAUAGCGAAUUUCUAAUAAAAGAGUAAAUUGAAAAAAAUUGUAAAGGUGAAUAAAUAAAAAAUACUUCGUUUUUAAAUUAAGAGGCUUUUUCAUCGCUUAGGACAUUACACAGUAAGUAUUAUCUGUGGUCCCUUUCGUGUGAAGAGCACAUCAUAAGCAAAUGAUUUAAUUUACUUCAAUCAAUUUUGGAGUAUAGC
Messenger RNA from Spodoptera litura, 1889 nucleotides. RefSeq names its product malate dehydrogenase, mitochondrial. Gene Ontology annotation, molecular function: L-malate dehydrogenase (NAD+) activity. Gene Ontology annotation, cellular component: mitochondrion; cytoplasm. Lineage: Eukaryota; Metazoa; Arthropoda; Insecta; Lepidoptera; Noctuidae. The record is from RefSeq and is a predicted model, not a curated record. Gene Ontology annotation, biological process: tricarboxylic acid cycle.